Molecule: messenger RNA, 6137 nt
Organism: Falco peregrinus (peregrine falcon)
Lineage: Eukaryota; Metazoa; Chordata; Aves; Falconiformes; Falconidae
Gene: BNIP2
Product: BCL2 interacting protein 2
Exons: 12
Coding region: 364-1332 (322 amino acids)
Biological process (GO): apoptotic process
Cellular component (GO): cytoplasm
Source: RefSeq, a predicted model, not a curated record
UUGCUAUUCCAGCACCUACUAACUAAGCCAGCUCGGUAUUAACGAGAGAACUCUGAAAAUUAUCUCCUCUUCCAGGAAAAAGGGUGAGAACACUGAUACUUGACUCCUGGUGCAAGCAGUAAUACUCUUCAGAUGCAAACUGAAAGCCAACACAGCAAAGAGCUUCAACUGGCUUGGACUUGUAUGUCAGCAGAAUGGUUUAUUAUGUUCAACUGUUGGGGAUUUCUUGUUGCUGGUGAUGGGUGAACCUGAAAAAACACAGCUUGACUUGCACAUCACAUGCUCCUCUGUGGCCCAGUGUCCUGAAGACAAGAGGUUCUGGCUGAUCAGGAGUCUCUGUUAGCAGUUCAGGUUGGCUGGAGAAUGGAAGGUGUUGAGUUUAAGGAAGAAUGGCAAGAUGAAGAUUUUCCAAGGCCCCUGCCAGAGGACGAUCCUGUUGAGUCAGAUAUAUUGGCUGCAGCUGGAACAGAAAGUGAAGCUGAGGUUAAUGGAACCAAAGUGAGGAAGAAAUUAAUGGCUCCAGAUAUUAGCUUAACUUUGGAUCACAGUGAGGAAUCUGUUUUGUCUGAUGACUUGGAUGAGAGUGGAGAGAUUGAUUUGGACGAUUUGGAUACUCCUUCAGAAAACAGCAAUGAGUUUGAAUGGGAAGAUGAUCUUCCGAAACCAAAAACUACUGAUGUAAUUAGGAAAGGAUCACUUACUGAAUACACUGUGGUAGAGGAGAAGGAUGAUGGUCGACGCUGGCGAAUGUUUAGGAUUGGAGAACAGGACCAUAGGGUGGACAUGAAGGCUAUUGAACCAUACAAAAAAGUUAUCAGUCAUGGUGGUUAUUAUGGUGACGGGUUAAAUGCCAUUGUUGUGUUUGCCGUUUGUUUUAUGCCUGAAAGCAGUCAGCCUAACUACAGAUACCUAAUGGACAAUCUAUUUAAGUAUGUAAUUGGCACUUUAGAGCUGUUAGUAGCAGAGAACUAUAUGAUAGUUUACCUGAAUGGUGCAACAACGCGGAGAAAAAUGCCAAGUUUAGGCUGGCUUAGGAAAUGUUACCAGCAAAUUGACAGAAGGUUAAGGAAAAACCUGAAGUCAUUAAUCAUAGUUCAUCCUUCUUGGUUCAUCAGAACGCUUUUGGCCAUCACAAAACCUUUUAUUAGCUCAAAAUUCAGCCAAAAAAUUAGGUAUGUCUUUAGCCUGGCAGAACUAGCUGAACUCAUCCCCAUGGAAUACGUUGGCAUCCCAGAAUGCAUAAAACAGUAUGAAGAAGAAAAGUUUAGAAAGAAACAGAAAAGAGUUGACCAAGAGCUGAAUGGAAAACAAGAGCAGAAAAGUGAACAGUAAGUUUGGAGUCCAAAUAAGACUGAAGAAUAUGCAGAUGGAAUGAUGCUAUUUUUGCUCCAUUUACAAUGCAUUCUCUGCGUGUUUGUAUAUAUUAUAUAACCUGUUGCAAAAGGUGCUUAAUUUCUUUGAACUGGCACACAAUGGACUGCUUACUGCUGUAUUGGUUUGUCCUGACUUUAAUAGCUAUGUUCAUGUAAUCAUUUUAUAUUGCUAAAUGUCAAAGAACCCCAUGUUUUCAGAGGAUGUUCUUGCAAUUGUUUAUCUAAAUGAUGCAUGUUCUUCAGUAAAAUAUUUAUAUACCUAAAUGUUAAAGGAAAGAGAUAAUAUAUAUUUUUAUGACUGAGCAAUAUAUUGUGUGUACCUGCUGAAGGAAUUCAUUUGCAGGUAGACAAGGCAAUGAGUUACUUGUAUAAAUCUGUUUUGCUGUAAAUGGUCAAGUGCAUUUCUUUUGUUGUCACAGAAUCCUUACUUUGUUUGGAUAUUAACAGUCACGUAAUGUAGUCUUUCACAAGUGUGGAGACCCUUAUUUUUGCUCACAUACCUAAUAGAAUCAGUACUCAUUUCCUCACUAGCGUGAGCUUUGGUGUCCUUUAGUCCGUUGUUUAGAAGGUGGAACUGCAGUUCUAUGAACUUCAGUCUGUUGGCCAAGGCUUGAAGCCUAAACCACAAGAGAAGCGGAACGGUUUGAAUGACUAGUCAGAUAUCGGACCUUUCCCAAUGUAAGCUGAAAAUUCAGAUCCUGUUGCAGUAAAUCAAGGCUAUCUCAGCUACCAGUAGGAAAUGAGUUCAUUGUGGCUCUUCCUGAAUGAGUAUUUGUUGUCACCAAUAGGAACUCUGGUCAUGCUUAGUAGAGCUUGGGAAUUACACAGAUAAUUCUGGCCAAAAUAUCAAUUGUUUGCAGGUGUAUGGGGAGUCUUACGCUACCUGUGUCAUCCUGGCAGAUGGAACAUGCAAUUCUAAAGUUCUUAGUUUGAUAUGUGAUACCAGCACUAAUUUCACUUAAAUUAUUUUAAGGUUGUGGUCUUUUUUCUCCCCACAAUGGUAGUAAAUGUGUAUCUAUGAGAGGUGUUCUUGGACAUGUAACUAGUGUUUAUAGGUUUAUCAGGGCAACAAUAAUGCACUGGUUGAUAUGCUGUAAAAGUUUGUAACAUCUUUUGAUAAUCACUGCUAUUACCCUGUAAGGACAGGUGCAUGCAAAUAAACCCAUUCAGGAGCUGAGCAACAUAAUAUUGUAGCAAAUAUAUUAAACCUUCACUUCUGGUUUUUACUGCAGUCACAAUUUUGUCUUCACGCCAAAAAUAUCAAUACUUAAUUAUAUUACAAGUUAGUUUUAUAGUUCUCUUAUUUAAAAAAAAAAAAAAGUUGUGUUCAACUAGAUUACUACCUGCCACUGAUAAAUAGCAGUCAAGAGAUAGUUCCAUGGUCAAGACCUAUUACCAAUUAACAAUAAAUCUACAGUCUCUAAUGAUACAUGCAUAGACCCUGAUAGCGUAUUCGUGUCAGAUGAGGGCAAGUUGCCGGUGUCUCUGGGAAUUACAAGUCUGCAAUUCGGAGAUUUUCAUCUCCAGAUCUAGGUCCUUCUGUUACAGCAGCUUCUGUAUCGCAGUUCCAAAGAGAUUUUGUGUGCAGGGUGUUUUUGAACAGGUGGUGCUAAUGUCAAGCUGCCUUCCAUCAUGUCAUCAGGUUUGGAUCUUGCUCUGAAAGCAGAACACGGAUGCGAACAGUAAAUAAACUGUUGGGGCUGUCUUUUCUCUCCUGCUUCAGUUUUGAUGUUGACCCUAGAUUCAUGUAAAGUUCUGGUCUGUAAAUUGGACACUCGCAGCCCGCUCGCUUCUAAUCCUUCCAGUGUGGUGUAUAAGUGUGCAAACCUGCACACCUUCCCGAGUUCUCCUGAUUCCGUGUGGGCCCUAAGCUAGAUACUAAGCAUUCUAAUCAUCUCACUUCCAAUUUUUCCUGAUUAACAAAAGUACUCUUCUCAGUUAAAUCAUAUUCUUAGUGAAAGGAUUGUAGUUCUACACGUUUUACUUCCUAUGUGUAUAGUGCAGUAUAGAGUAGCCAGUCCUUUGUAUAGGCCGUAUUAUCAAGUAAUGGGAUUGUUAUUGUCUUCCCUGGUGGCUGAGUGGUUCUACAAUUCCAUGCCGCAGUAGCACUAUUUCUUUUUGAAAUGCGUAUGUGCUUACCGAAUGGUUUAUUUCUCUAGUAUAAGCUUUUGUGAAUGAAUAUGCAGCAUGACAGUUCUUCUGUCCCUAAAGGCGUGUGGCUGAAGAAACAGGUGUACUAAAGAAUUAUUCCCCUUUGACCUUUUGCAGUUCAUCAUUUAAUGGUGAGGUGCAUGUUUACUAAAAGGGAAGAGGUCCCAAAGUUAUGGGUAACUUUUUGUCAAACCUACCUUUUUUAAAAUUCUAUAAAAUUAAUAUAUUUUAAUAUUUAAAAACAUGAGAAGCUGUAUUAAAGUUAUUUUAAAACUCGACUCACUUUGGAGUAAGAUACAGUAUCAUAGGAAAUUCAUCUUUCAAUAGCUCUUCCUUCCAAAAGUACAGUUUCCGUUGCUAGAAUACAGUUUGAGCCCUGUCAAGAAGAGAUAAUUUCACAAGUCACUAAUUUACCUUUGAUUUAGAGGGCCCAUUAGCCUAUUUAUAUGUGCGUGUGUGGUAAUAAGUUGCUAGUUAUCUUUUUGCUAUUACUGUGUGCAACUGAAAUUGAGGCGUUUGGGCCAGCGGCCCCUCUGUGUAUGUGGCCUUUAGUAAAUUGAUUUCUACAAUAGGGGAAGUGUUUGGAAGUGGCAAAGAUAUUUUGGAGAAAGUGUCAUGAAAAACUGAUGUAAGUAGGCUCAGGAUUGCUUGAAUGUUCUUGAUGUUCUGUGUGGUAUGGCAAAGCCACGUGCCGUUGGAAAGUAACGGAGUGUCUGAGGAUUUAGUGCUGAAGCAGAUCGAAGUCUUUGAGGUCCUUGUUUGUUAAAAUGGAGAAGUUUUGGUUCCAAAAAGCGUAGAACUAGUUAGCAUAGUACAUAGCCUUGUUCAUAACAAUGCUGUUUAGCAUAUUUCUUCCCCUUUAUUUUCAGCAAACACGCAAAGAAUAGUACUUCUUGCUGUGAGGAGCUUUGUACUGAAAAACAGUAGUUGUGUUCUGAAUGGCACACCGUUAGUAUGUACCCUGUUUGUUGGCAUGUUUCAGCACGUUUGUGAAUUCAUACACUUAAAUGCUCUAAUGACAGUUUAAAGCCUUUCAACGGUUAAUUUGUGUCAGACUUCAAGAUUAGAUUGCAUGUCAAUAAUGGAAUCCUUUCUGAAAUGACCUCAAAGUGUGUCACAGGGAGAGGGUGCCAGUGGUGCCUAGUCGUGGGUCAGCUUCACGGAUGUCAUCUGCUGAAAUGACUGUAGUUAACUGAAAAGAAUGGAACUACGUUGUGAAUGGGCGCUUUCUAAACUAAAUCUGUCACAAAAGUAACUUUCUUGGUGAAAAGUAAAUUUUUGUCUGUGUAUCCUAUGGAUUUAUACAGUAUUUAUUACAUAGAAAGAUGGCUUAAAUGCAUCUCUUACCAAAAGCUGUUGUCUUUGGAGAUGGCUUUAAUUCUCCAGUUAUUCCAGUCUCCCUGAGAAAAGUCUCCUAUGAGGAACGAUGGGGAGGGACAGCAGCUUGCAUACUUUUUGUAACCACAGGUCUUGUAUAGCUUUCAGUGAAAAUUGUUAUUCAAUCCUUGUGGAUGCAGGUCAUUCUCUAGAGGAUUUGUUUCACUGACUAGCUGGCAGAGGCAUUUGAAAUAAGUGCUUUAAUUGUACUUUCUAAGGAUACCUGGGUUUAGUCAGUGGCACUCUGAAAUGUAAGGAAUUUUUAAAUAGUCAUAUUGUGAAAGAUCUUGCAGCUUUCCUAGCUUCAGAAUUGUAAGCUGAACUAUGUGGUUUCCUUUAUUGCAUCUUGUUCCCUAUGUUGAGCUAACGGAGGGGAAAGGCAUUUGUGAAGGGAAGAGGUAUAAGUUGUGUUAGUUUCUCAUCAUUCCCUUCAAGCAUGACUGAGAUCAGUGAAAUCAAAGCCAUUCUUUUCUCAACUAGUCUUUUUUCAGUUUUGCAAUUUGGACUACCCAGAUUACUUUGAUUUAAACAUACUGGUGGGUGGUGGUUGUUUUUUUUUAGUAUUGAAAACUAUCUGAGGAGAAGCUACUGGAGUGUUUUCAAAAAGUCAAGUCCUUAUCUUACCAUGCUGCUUACUCAGCUGCCAUUUAAUAUUUAUGACACGCAAUUCCAGGUUAAUAAUUACAAAACAUGUUGAUGGCAGACAGAUGCUUGCUUUCCCAGUGGCUCUGCAGUUCUGCAGCGUUUCUUACUCAGUCAUCUGAUCAAAGCCCUUUUAUUAAAAAGCAAAGCCUGAGUAGUGGGGUGCGCUACCAGGCGGGUGGUAGAUCGAAGGGUGAAGACAAUGUCUAUUAGUACCAGUAAACUUUAAUACGUGUGAUGUGGGAAAUGUGCAGUGUUUCACAAAAGGAAGCUGCAGUAAUCAUGCAAAACCACAGUUUGUGAGUAGUAGGUGAUAUAACUGGCCUAAAUUGACUAUUGAUGUUCUUCACAGAUGUGACUAUUUUCCUUUGCCCCUUUAAUAUAAUGUACAAGACUCUUCACCUACCUCUUAAAAUGUUACGAUCCUUUCUUUUUAAAUGAGCUGCUGUUUUCUGUUCGUGUUGCGAAGCGUCACGGAGUAACGCAAUGAAUGCAUUUCUGAAUGUGCUAGCUGUUAAUACGGGAAACUUUGGAAACUUUUUUAAUUAGGAGAAAAAUAAAUGCUGUAUGCAAUAAAUCCCUUUGGCAAAGGUC